Messenger RNA from Penicillium macrosclerotiorum, 960 nucleotides. RefSeq names its product GNAT family N-acetyltransferase. Lineage: Eukaryota; Fungi; Ascomycota; Eurotiomycetes; Eurotiales; Aspergillaceae. The record is from RefSeq and is a predicted model, not a curated record. Gene Ontology annotation, biological process: mitotic sister chromatid cohesion. Gene Ontology annotation, cellular component: NatA complex. Gene Ontology annotation, molecular function: acyltransferase activity, transferring groups other than amino-acyl groups. The coding region runs from base 1 to 960 and encodes 319 amino acids. The transcript has 2 exons.
AUGGCUUACCAGUUCUUCAAGGGCCAGUCGCAGCCCUCAAAUACCUCUGCGGGUUCAUCUCCUUCUCCAAGCCGACACACUCGGCCUCCCAUUCACCCUCCGCCGCCUCAGCCACCCCGAUCUGCUAGCACAAACACCAACUCAAACCGUGCCUCCCUUGCAUUUACGCCAUAUGAAGGUGUCAUCCCCGCAGGCUAUGCGACAUCCCAUCCGCAUAUAACGGUCGAGAAGAUCAGUACUGCGCAUAUACCGUCCUUUACACGGAUCACGGGGCUGCUCCUCCCUAUCCGCUACCCAAACUCCUUCUACACGGCCACAAUUGUGGACCCUAUUAUCGCGUCCUUGUCACGCGUCGCGCUGUAUCAUGACCAUCCGGUGGCCGCUGCACCUGACUCUAGCGCCUCAACUGGAACAGAUAAGGUGAUCGGAGGCAUCAGAUGUCGAUUGGAGAAGCAGGAGUCGUCGGGGUCGGCCCAAGAUCGAGUUGCAACCAAUCUAUACAUCCAGACACUUCAUCUCCUCUCCCCAUACCGUGGUCAUGGAGUGGCUGCUGCCCUGUUGAACUCCCUACUCUUCGAGUCACCACUCCGAUCAAAAGGCCCAUGUCAAGUAUCGAAUAUUGUGAAACACUAUAACAUCCGCUCGGUGACGGCGCAUGUUCACGAAGCCAACGAGGAUGGACUGCGAUGGUAUGUUGCCCGUGGCUUUCAAGUGCAGGAAGGGAUUGUUGAGGGCUACUAUCGACGCCUGCAACCUUCUGGUGCUAAAAUUGCUUCACAACGCACAUCUCGCACCGCUCCCGAGGAUGAAGAUUGGGAAAAGGUCGAAGCAGAAGACGAAGAUGACGACGAUCAUGGUGUUCAGCUACUAGGCGAGUCACAAAUCCUGGAAAAGAGUGAAACCCCGACACGGAAGCGUAAAGCAGAGGAUGACGGUGUGAAAGAGCUACAACGGAGGUGA